UUUUUAAUUCCUGCUAUUGUACUUCUUGUGGCUGGAUUUGGAAGGUAUUUCGCCAUGGUAAGCUUCAGCGCUAAACUAAAUUUUCGGAAUUCCUUUGACACCGCACUCCGAGUGGAUAAUUUGAUAAUUUGUGAAAUCAGUAGGGAGCUUAAGUAGGACGGCAACACAACGACGACGGCAACCAAUACAAUGAGUCAAUGAAAAGAAAUAGAUAAUUAAAGUCCCGGGGGAGUUUCAGACGUCGUCGUCUCUCUGUUUACAACGGCAAAUCACAGAUUUUCACGUCUUUUAUACAACGCCUGCAUUUCAAGUCGUAACAAGUGCAACUUAAAAUUCAGUUCAGUAGAACUCUUCCCAAACAUAAAGCCAAUCAGUGUUUUCAACUUCUUAUACUGUAGUAAAUUCAUACGAAUUAUAAUAUGCAACAAGUUUUCUUUACUAUCAUUUAUUUGAAGGAAUUUGUUUUGGCCGUACAUUCGUCGUGUCGCCGUUCUACAUGCGUAAGUUACAUCGUGCUUACAGGUAGACAAACACACAUACAAACGCGAGUUGAUGUAUCUUAUAAAACAUAUUUUUUAUUAGUUGGCUGUUAGCAUUGGUGCAAAUGUGCUUGGAAUCUUGCUUGCCAUUGCUGGGAUAACGUAUUCAGCUGCUGUCUGGGUUGCACUUAAUCAAGCUUGUUUUACUGUUGGGGAUGUAUGCACUUGUAUAAAUGCAGUAUAUGUGAACUCAGAAUCAGUUAUAUGUAAGUUCAGUACUGAUAAUGACCAACCUCGUAUGCACGGCUAGCCGCCUUGUCAACAAGAUGUGUUCGCAGUAUGCUUGUAACAAGUCAACAAGUUGUAACAAUGUGUUAUUUUAUCAAACGUUGCCACAGGGUUGUGACUCAUAACUUGUUGACAAGUUGUUGAAUUACAGGGUGACAACAAGUUGUUGGAACAACUAUUAAAAUAUAUGUUGAGCUCAACAACCUUGUAGCAAGUUGUCAACAAUUGAAAGCUGUUGACAACUUGCCAACAAGCUGGGAACAAGCAGUGCGAACACAUUCUGUUGACAAGUUGUUGGAACAGCAUUGCUACAAGUCUGCUGCAGGUUUGUUACAACUUGUGCGUUUUUACGUGUGUACACGCGUAAAAACACGCGAGCUGUUUUGUUUGUGCACUUUAUUCACAUUCGAGUUUAAUUGAUUAAAAUGAAGAAGUUCGGAGUUAUGGAAGGAUGACAUAUAUAUUCAUGGUAUUUAACUGUAAUUUUACAUUGUUUGCAAGAUAAGUCAUCAUUCCUUAUGAAGUAAAUUACACCCGUUUUCAAAAUUACGCGACCAAGGACGAAAAUGCUAGAGUUGACAUGUCAGUUUUAUGUCGUUCGGUCACGAAGUUUAAACUUUGAGUUUUGCGGUUCCCUUGUCGAUGUAUAUGCUCUGUAUGCUUUAUAUAAACAGCCUUACAAUGAUUUUCAAGAUAUUUUAGUGAGAAUUAUUGCAAAAUUUAAGCACAAACAAAAUCAUAACAUCACCGUUAUAGUCUAGCGCGCGUGUUUUAUACUGACAGCUAAAUUCCGGGAUAAAUUGUUAUUUUUCAAACUUGAAAAGUUAUUCACGGCACAUAUUUCUGUUGUGAUGGUUUGUAUUGUGCUUUAGCUUGUAUAUCUAAGUUAUCUCACUCAUUUUUGUUCAGUUUUGAUAUUAAAUACGGUUUAAAAUGCCUUUUGACAGUUUGUUUACGUUUGCUAUUUUUAGCAGUUUUUGUGACAUAAAACUGACAUUUGAAGUAAGAGUAUUUUUCAGGGAGGUCGCGUAAUUUUGAAAACGGGUGUAAUUCACCUCACCUUAAGUAGUGAUUUUUCGUAUGAGAUAUCAUUUCAAAUCCUCCAAGUCGGGCUGGACUAGAUUUCAAACCCUCGCAUUUUGAUCCAGUGAUCAUAUUCCAGUGAUCAAAUGGGCGCACUUGAUCAAAUUACGCGGACUUGAAAUCUAGUUCAGUCUUGACAGUCGGAUUUAAAAUAUUACAUCUCCUGACUCAAACGCUCGUGUAAAUUUGUGUGUUGUAUUAUCAUUUAUCAUCUUUGUAGUUGGCACAAGUUGCUCGGAUGUAGAAAGUGUUCGGUAUGCCAGUGCUGCAGCAACUAUUCUCUAUGUUUUUUUGUUGAUACUGUCUUUCGUGGGAUCUAUACUAGGCUGCGCUGGGGCUUGCUGCGG
Messenger RNA from Paramuricea clavata, 2197 nucleotides. The record is from the annotation of a GenBank genome assembly. NCBI's taxonomy places the organism in Eukaryota, Metazoa, Cnidaria, Anthozoa, Malacalcyonacea, Plexauridae.